Ostertagia ostertagi is the source of this 1107-nucleotide messenger RNA. NCBI's taxonomy places the organism in Eukaryota, Metazoa, Nematoda, Chromadorea, Rhabditida, Trichostrongylidae. The record is from the annotation of a GenBank genome assembly.
AUGGCUGACGAAAUUAUGGCCGAGAAGAGACGUCUUACUUUCAAACGUGAACUUAUUGCUAAUCUUUUAUACGACAAAGAACGGGCAGAAGCUAGUGGAGUCGCUAUGACGGCUUUCGAAGAGUUGGGAGUGAUUCCUGAGUUGGGUGAUGCGGUAUCUGAACUCGGAUGGGAGUUACCAACCCCGAUUCAAUGUGAUGCGAUUCCGGCCAUUCUUGGCGGAGGUGAUGUCCUCAUAGCCGCAGAAACUGGUAGUGGUAAGACUGGAGCUUUCUCUUUACCAGUGGUUCAAAUAGUAUGGGAAAGGCGUAAAGAAGGAAUGAGUCCUGGCGUAAAAUCUUCCGUUGGUUGGCGACUAAACUUGGCCGACCGUGCCAUGGGAUUGUCAUUGUCCCAGGAUGGUUUGUCGUGUGAAAGCCGUGUUCCAAAGGCUUGGUAUGGCUCGAGGUGCAUGGGAGGUGUACAUUCCAAAGGCAAAUAUUAUUAUGAAGCCAAAAUAACGCGUGACGGCUUGUGUCGUAUCGGUUGGUCAACGUUGAAGGCGACACUGGACUUAGGCACUGACGACGAGAGUUUUGGUUUUGGUGGUACUGGUAAGAAGAGCACCAAACGAAAGUUUGAAGAUUAUGGCGAGUCUUUUACAACUGGUGAUGUAAUGGGGUGCUAUUUGGACCUUGACAAUGGAAGGAUGUGGUGGUCAAAGAAUGGCAAAGAAUUCGAAGUCGCCUUCCGAUUGGAGACAAAGUUCUCCAGUCCGCAUUGUGCAUUGCAUCCAGCCGUGCUGGUGCAGAAUUCUUCCCUGGAGCUUAACUUUGGCGCAACUCCUUUCGCUUUCCCUCCAAAAGAGGGUGUUAUUGCCGUUUGUGAAGCACCAUCAUCCCUUACAGAAUGGCGAGGCUUGGAAACUGAAAGCGACAAAAAUGACAAGGCUGCGGCACCGGUUUGCAUUGUGCUCGAACCUACCAAAGAAUUGAUAGAGCAAACUCACGACAAUCUCGUCAAGUUUUCGAAGAACGUCAGCGAUCCAAAAAUAAGGAGCAUCUCAUUGGCUGCCGGUGCUAGCAUGGGACAACUGCUUAGCGAGCUUGAUAGAGUGUUGAUAUUGUGA